AUGACGGUCCCCGAGCACCCCAUUGACACCCCGCCACGCGCGCCAUCACCAGUCCACAGAUUCGGUACGCUCGCCGUACACGCCGGAAGUCCUCACGACCCUGUCACGGGAGCUGUAAUUGAACCUAUCUCGCUGUCGACAACAUUUGCGCAAACCGCCGUUGGGAAGCCAAUAGGCGAGUACGAGUACUCGCGAUCCUCGAACCCCAACCGAGACAACUUUGAGAAAGCUGUCGCCGCCCUCGAACAUGCCCGCUAUGCGCUUGCAUUCUCCUCAGGUUCUGCUACCACGGCCAAUAUCCUCCAAUCGCUCGCGGCUGGCUCCCACGUUGUUUCCGUCUCAGACGUCUACGGAGGAACCCACCGCUACUUUACCAAGGUAGCCCUGACCCACGAUGUCAAGGUUACAUUCAGCCCGAGCAUCGAGAUUGACAUCGCUGAGCUCAUUCGCCCCAACACAAAGCUCAUCUGGAUCGAGUCGCCGUCUAACCCUACCCUGACGCUGGUGGAUAUCCGCAAGAUCUCGACGAUUGCGCAUCAGCACGGCAUCAUGGUGGUUGUGGACAACACCUUCAUGAGCCCGUACGUUCAGAAUCCCUUGGACCAUGGCGCCGAUAUCGUGGUACAUUCAGUCACCAAGUACAUCAACGGACACUCCGAUGUUGUCAUGGGCGCUGCGGCCUUCAACUCGGAUGAGCUAUAUGAGCGUCUGUCUUUCCUACAGAACGCCAUUGGUGCUGUUCCCUCGGCAUUCGACUGCUGGCUCGCACACCGCGGUCUCAAGACCCUGCAUCUCCGUGCUCGGGAAGCUACCAAAAACGCUACAGGUGUUGCGAAGGCCCUCGAAGCCUCACCACACGUCGUAUCCGUCAACUACCCUGGUCUGCCUUCUCACCCACAACACCACAUUGCAUUGAAGCAGCACCGCGAUGGAAUGGGUGGCGGUAUGCUGUCAUUCCGUAUCCAGGGCGGCCACGCAGCUGCAGAGCGCUUCUGCCAAGCAACCAAGAUCUUCACGCUGGCUGAGUCGCUUGGUGGCGUUGAAUCUUUGGUCGAGGUACCCAGUGCCAUGACACACGGCGGUAUUCCUAAGGAGCAGCGUGAAGCCGCUGGUGUCUUUGACGACCUCGUCCGCAUUAGUUGCGGUGUUGAGGAUGAGGCGGAUCUUGUUGCCGAUGUAAAGCGAGCACUUGAGGAGGCCGUCGUUGGUCCUAAGAUCACCAACGGAAAGACUUCGAACAAUGCUGCUCCCGCCGCACAGUAA
Molecule: messenger RNA, 1263 nt
Organism: Alternaria postmessia
Lineage: Eukaryota; Fungi; Ascomycota; Dothideomycetes; Pleosporales; Pleosporaceae
Gene: CYS3
Product: cystathionine gamma-lyase cys3
Exons: 3
Coding region: 1-1263 (420 amino acids)
Biological process (GO): transsulfuration
Cellular component (GO): cytoplasm
Molecular function (GO): pyridoxal phosphate binding; cystathionine gamma-lyase activity
Source: RefSeq, a predicted model, not a curated record